This is a messenger RNA of Alexandromys fortis (reed vole), 3338 nucleotides long. It is a transcript of the gene Exoc1, whose product is annotated as exocyst complex component 1. The record is from RefSeq and is a predicted model, not a curated record. NCBI's taxonomy places the organism in Eukaryota, Metazoa, Chordata, Mammalia, Rodentia, Cricetidae. Bases 150 to 2834 code for a protein of 894 amino acids. Gene Ontology annotation, cellular component: exocyst; plasma membrane. Gene Ontology annotation, biological process: Golgi to plasma membrane transport; exocytosis. Gene Ontology annotation, molecular function: phosphatidylinositol-4,5-bisphosphate binding. The transcript is spliced from 19 exons.
ACGUGAGCGGAUACGGGAAGUGGCGGGUUCUGGUCGCUCCUCGUCCCUGCUCAAUGAGAAGCGCUUCACAGCGGCUGUCGCGGCCGGCGCCCGUCCAGUGUCGGACUCGGAGCUCCCGCCUCCGCCGGGCGGCCUCGCGCUGAGGAAAGAUGACAGCCAUCAAGCACGCGCUACAGAGAGAUAUCUUCACACCGAGCGACGAGCGCCUGCUGAGCAUCGUGAAUGUCUGCAAAGCGGGCAAGAAGAAAAAGAACUGUUUUCUGUGUGCCACAGUGACAACUGAGCGCCCAGUGCAGGUGAAGGUGGUCAAAGUCAAGAAGUCUGACAAGGGCGAUUUCUACAAAAGGCAGAUUGCUUGGGCCCUUCGCGACCUGGCUGUGGUAGACGCCAAAGAUGCCAUCAAAGAAAGUCCCGAAUUUGAUUUACAUUUUGAAAAGAUCUAUAAGUGGGUUGCCAGCAGCACUGCUGAAAAGAAUGCGUUCAUCUCGUGCAUUUGGAAACUGAAUCAGCGCUAUCUCCGCAAGAAAAUCGAUUUCGUCAAUGUUAGCUCACAGCUUUUGGAAGAAUCUGUUCCAAGCGGGGAGAAUCAGAGUGUAACAGGAGGGGAUGAAGAAGCCGUGGAUGAGUACCAGGAGUUAAAUGCAAGAGAAGAGCAGGACAUUGAAAUAAUGAUGGAAGGCUGCGAGUGUGCAAUCUCUAAUGCUGAAGCCUUUGCAGAGAAGUUGUCCAGGGAGCUGCAAGUGCUCGAUGGGGCUAACAUUCAGUCAAUCAUGGCCUCUGAAAAGCAGGUGAAUACCCUGAUGCAGUUGCUGGAUGAGGCCCUAAAGGAGGUGGAUCAGAUUGAGCUGAAACUGAGCAGUUACGAGGAAAUGCUCCAAAGUGUGAAAGAGCAAAUGGACCAGAUCUCUGAAAGCAACCACCUGAUUCAUCUCAGCAACACAAAUAACGUGAAGCUCCUGUCCGAGAUAGAGUUCCUCGUGAACCAUAUGGACUUGGCCAAAGGUCACAUAAAGGCCCUUCAGGAAGGGGAUCUUGCUUCUUCCCGAGGCAUUGAGGCCUGCACCAACGCUGCUGAUGCCCUUCUGCAGUGCAUGAAUGUCGCUCUUCGGCCAGGCCACGACAUGCUCCUGGCCGUCAAGCAGCAGCAGCAGCGCUUCAGUGACUUGAGGGAGCAUUUUGCCCGAAGACUGGCCAGUCAUCUCAACAAUGUUUUUGUUCAACAGGGUCAUGAUCAGAGUUCAACUCUUGCUCAGCAUUCUGCUGAACUGACUCUGCCCAAUCAUCAUCCAUUUCAUAGAGACUUGCUCCGAUAUGCCAAGCUGAUGGAGUGGCUAAAGAGUACAGAUUAUGGAAAAUAUGAAGGACUAACAAAGAAUUACAUGGAUUAUUUAUCCCGACUAUAUGAAAGAGAAAUCAAAGAUUUCUUUGAAGUUGCAAAGAUCAAGAUGACUGGCACCACUAAAGAAAGCAAGAAGUUUGCUACACUGCCUCGAAAAGAAAGUGCUGUCAAACAGGACCCAGAGAGUCUCCAUGGGAGCUCUGGGAAACUCACUGGAUCAACUUCUAGUCUGAAUAAACUGAGCGUCCAGAGCUCGGGCAAUCGCAGGUCCCAGUCAUCCUCCCUGCUGGACAUGGGGAACAUGUCUGCCUCAGACCUUGAUGUCGCCGAUAGAACCAAAUUUGAUAAGAUCUUUGAACAGGUACUGAGUGAACUGGAACCACUGUGUCUGGCAGAACAGGACUUCAUAAGUAAAUUUUUCAAACUACAGCAACAUCAAAACAUGUCUGCAUCAAUGACUGAAGCAGAAGACGUGGAUGGUGUUUCAUUAUCACGACAGCAUAGUUCUGGCACACUGCCGCCUGUUUCAUCUGAGAAAGAUAUGAUUCGCCAAAUGAUGAUUAAAAUAUUUCGCUGCAUUGAACCAGAACUGAACAACUUAAUUGCAUUAGGAGAUAAAAUUGAUAGCUUUAACUCCCUUUACAUGUUAGUCAAAAUGAGUCACCACGUGUGGACUGCACAGAACGUGGACCCUGCUUCUUUCCUAAGUACUACAUUGGGAAAUGUUUUGGUGACUGUGAAGAGGAACUUUGACAAAUGCAUUAGUAACCAAAUAAGGCAAAUGGAAGAAGUAAAGAUCUCGAAGAAAAGUAAAGUAGGAAUUCUUCCAUUUGUUGCUGAAUUUGAAGAAUUUGCUGGACUUGCAGAAUCAAUCUUCAAAAAUGCUGAACGUCGUGGCGAUCUGGACAAAGCAUACACCAAACUAAUCAGAGGAGUGUUUGUUAAUGUGGAGAAAGUAGCAAAUGAAAGCCAGAAGACCCCCAGGGAUGUAGUUAUGAUGGAAAACUUCCACCAUAUUUUUGCAACUCUUUCUCGACUGAAAAUCUCAUGUCUAGAAGCUGAGAAGAAGGAAGCCAAGCAGAAGUACACUGAUCACCUCCAGUCUUAUGUCAUUUACUCCUUAGGACAGCCUCUUGAGAAACUAAACCAUUUCUUUGAAGGCGUUGAAGCCCGAGUAGCACAGGGCAUACGGGAGGAGGAAGUGAGCUACCAGCUUGCAUUCAACAAGCAAGAGCUUCGCAAAGUCAUUAAAGAAUAUCCUGGCAAGGAGGUGAAGAAGGGUCUGGAUAACCUCUACAAGAAGGUUGAUAAGCACUUAUGUGAAGAGGAGAACUUACUGCAGGUGGUGUGGCACUCCAUGCAAGACGAAUUUAUACGCCAGUACAAGCACUUCGAGGGCUUGAUAGCUCGCUGCUAUCCUGGGUCUGGAGUCACAAUGGAGUUCACUAUUCAGGACAUUCUGGACUAUUGCUCCAGCAUUGCACAGUCUCACUAAACAAGCCUGAUGGAAGAACAAGAAGAAAUGAACACACUCUCAGUACACCAACACUACAUUAAAAACUAGAGCAAGUGCUUUGAGAAGGCAGACUCGAGCGUUUGUGUGUGACUGAAUGUGAGAUAACUGUGGUGCUCUGCCCCAGGUCCCGAGUGCAGAGCGCAGCCUGGGGGUCAGUUCUACUUGACCUCCCGGUGAUGCACUUAUGUAAGCAUUUAUCUCAUCAUGAACGCCUUCAGCACUCGCUUCUCUGUGCUGAGCGGGGCAUUUCCCUUAAUUGUCAGCUUCUGGUGUUUGCGAGUGGCUCUCCUGAGAGAACAGUGGGAGUUCGUCGGCACUCACUUCUCACCGGUUGCUAACAAAUCAUGGAACUGCAAAAGCAUAUACAGUAUUGUUUGUCCCUUGUUUAGCACGUGUCACAUGGGCAGGGGAGCUGAAGAGGUAGCCUGGAUUUUGAGGAUUAUGCGGCUCUGUAUAUUAAAUAAAAAAGUUUUUUAAAGUUGA